Messenger RNA from Gamsiella multidivaricata, 720 nucleotides. RefSeq names its product ribosome recycling factor domain-containing protein. Gene Ontology annotation, molecular function: ribosomal large subunit binding. The transcript is spliced from 5 exons. Lineage: Eukaryota; Fungi; Mortierellomycota; Mortierellomycetes; Mortierellales; Mortierellaceae. Gene Ontology annotation, biological process: translation. Bases 1 to 720 code for a protein of 239 amino acids. The record is from RefSeq and is a predicted model, not a curated record. Gene Ontology annotation, cellular component: mitochondrion.
AUGGCUAUGGCUUUGAACGCUUCAUGCCAGAUCCGAGGAUAUGCUUCCAAGAAGGGCGGAAAGGGCGGAAAGGGAGGAAAGAAGGGUUCCAGCAGCGACGAUGACGAUGACGAGGACUCUGGAUCUCGCAAAGGAAAAGGCAAAGGAGCCGAACCAUCAGGAGUGGAGAUGACAUUUGACCCAUUGGACCUGGAAAAAAAGAUGGGCCAGUGCUUAGAGAGACUCAAGAAAGACUUCAUGACCAUGCGAGCCGGAACCGCUAACCCAGCGAUCCUGGAUCCUGUUGUAGUCAAGAUCGACAAGAAGAUGGUGCCAUUGCGUGAUCUGGCACAAGUUUCUAUCAAAGAUGCCAAGACAUUGAUGGUCAAUGUCAGUGAUGCCGAACUCACAACUGCUAUCGAGAAGGCGAUCCGUGAGGCGGGACUGAACCUGAACCCAAUUGCUGAAAAUAAGGCCGUCAAGGUUCCUGUGCCAAAGCCGACGAAAGAGUUCCGCGAGUCGCUUACAAAGCAGGCAUCGACAAGUGCAGAAAAGGCAAAGACGAUUAUUCGUAAGCUGAGACAGGAUGGUAUGAAGGAUCUUAAGACUGAUCUCAAGGCAGGAAUGAGUUCCGACGAGAACUACACCCUGGAAAAGAAGGCUCAAACACUGCACGACAAGUAUAUCAAGGAUAUUGAGGAGGCACUCAAGGCCAAGUCCAAAGAGAUCAUGUCCAAUUAG